GAAAAAAUCAUUCCGCUUCGCUGUCUGUCCCAGCAAUAGUAAACAACAGGAGGGUCAAGUAUCUUUUUGGAGGGUAAGUAUAUCUGGAACAAGUUUUAACUACAUAUGGAGGACCCCAGCAAUAGUAAAAUGUUUGAUGAGGAUAUAGAUGAGGCCGAGGAAGAGGCUCUUCUAAAGUCGGAUGAUGAAAAUGAUGGACCAAAAACCAAUGUAUCUCUUUCAGUACUGCGACCACCUUCAGUUGUGGAACUAAUGGAAGAUAAUUCGUUAUUAAAUGGUCCCCUACCCAUUGAUCAAUUGGACAAUGGCGAUGAUGAAGAUAUGUCUUUGGAUAAGGAAAUCGAAAGUGUUGAUGUGGUAGAUGGUGACACUAAUGGUGCUGGGGAUAAAGCAUCAUCGGACAGUGAUGAUGAUGAGGAUGAUGAAGACGACGACGAUGAUGACGAUGAAGAGAUAAAAGCCUUGAAGGAAUUUCAGGCAAUAUUACAAGAGCUGUCUGUCAAUCAAUAUGCCUACGAUAAAUAUGUGCGAUUAUGUGAAUUGUCCCACACCACUGGUGAUUUGGAUAAUAUACGAAAGGCCUACACAACAUUUUCUAAUGUUUAUCCGCUGACCGCUGAGUUAUGGCAGCGUUAUAUUAGUGUGGAACUUACUCUGGCCCAAUCCGAGGUUGAAAUUCAACAAGUAAAGAAGCUCUUCCAAAGAGCUUUGAAGGAUUAUUACUCUUGUGAUCUGGCUUUAGAAUACGCCAGUUAUGCCCCACGUUGUGCCGACUGUGCUACCAUUUGGGAGGAAAUUUUGGGAACAUAUGGUCUGAAUUGUUAUAAAGGACAAGAAUUUUUCAAAUUAUAUCGCCAACAAUAUCCUGAGGAUUCAAAUAGAGAUGAAUAUGUGAAUAGCUUUUUAAAGGAGCUACGUUAUCCCCUAAAUAAUAUGGAAGAAAGCUACAUUGAAUUCAAAGUCUACUAUGAGAAAAAUAAGGAACACUUUUCUGGCAAGGAAGAUAUUGAUUGGGAGGAAAUUGAUGCUAAAUACUUCAAAGCCAAAGAACAUUUGAAGAAAAUCCUUCCGUUCGAAGAAAAACUACAAUCCUUGGGUACAAAUUUAUAUCGAGAACGUGCUGAAGUCUAUUUUGAUUACAUCAAGGAAUCGGAUAAAUUUUUAGAUGAAAAUGUCCUACAGACCAUAUAUGAACGCAUGGUGGCUGACUGUUGCCUCAAUGCUGAUUGUUGGCUUAAAUAUAUCGACUUUAUAGAUUAUCGAGAUGAAUUUGGCCGACCAAAGGAUCUACAAGAAUUGCCACUUUUUGAACAAACUCCAGAUGAAAUUUGCCUGAGGGCAUUGAGAAAUUGUACCUGGUCGCCGGAGCUGUACAUAAAACGUAUACAAGUAUUGGAAAAACUGGAAAGAUCUAAGACAGAGAUACAAGAAGUGUUGGAAAGUGCAGCAGUUGCUGGUUUCCAAACACCGGAGCCAGCAGUGGCUGUGUGGUUGGAAUAUUUAACAUAUUUAAGACGUCAUACGGAUUGGACAGAUCCCGAUGAAUGUGAUAUAAUGAGGAAAAACUUUAAUUUGGCAUGGACCAUUUUGGGCCAACAGUGGGGUGUACUGGCCGAUUGUAAUUGUGAGAUAUUGCAGUUUUGGGGACGUCUAGAAUAUGGCCCACUACAAGAUCCCAAAAAGGGCAAGGAAUUGUGGACCACAGUGAUGGAGAGUGCUGAUAAUGCUUUAAAAUCUGGUUUAUGGAUUGAGUUUGCUUUAUUGGAAAUGCGCAGAGAUUUGGAUGCAACAAGAAGACUAUUUAGUAAAGCCUUGAAUACACCCGGUAUCGACAAUCCCCUGGUAAUUACAUCGGCAUGGGAAAGAUUUGAACGUUGCAAUGGCAAUGUAAAGACCCUCAAUAAUUGUUUAAAAGAAUGCAAUAAAUUCAAGCAGGAAUACGCGGUACAGUUGACUAACUUUUCCCAGCAAAAGUCACAAAUAUCCACAGCAAAAGCCACCACAAAAAGAAAAUCUAAUACUCAGUCGGAAACUGCUGCACCGCCCAGCAAACAAGCCAAAGUUGCAGAAGAACAACAACAACCGUCCAAACCUCAAGUCCCGCCUGCAAAGAAGGAGGCAACAUUUAAGGAACAUGAAAAUCAAGAAAUUGAUCUAUCCAAAGAUCAUUUGCGCAUAUUCCUUUCGAAUUUGGAUUAUAAUUUAACAGAAGAUGAAAUUCGAGAAGAAUUGUCUGAAUUAAAUAUUGUCGACAUUGAACUGAUACGUUCUGGCAAUGGAAGGAGUCGUGGUUUCGGUUAUGCCGUCCUGCCCACUGAGGCGGAUGUGGAAAAGGCUUUGUCACUGGAUCGCAAAGAUGUCAGAGGAAGGCCAGUAUUCAUAUCCAGCGUGUUGAGGGAUAAAGAACAGCGACAAAAAUUCAAAUACUCAGCUGAAAUGGAACCACAAAAAUUAUUCGUCAAAAGCUUACCCAAUGAUGCCAAUCAGAGUGAAGUGGAAAACUUGUUCAAACCAUUUGGAAAUUUGAAAGAUGUGCGACUUGUAUACCAUAAAUCUGGUAAAUUCAAACAAAUAGCUUAUGUAGAGUUCGAACAAGAAGCAUCCGCAGGCAAAGCUGUUAUGGCAUUGGAUGGAACUGAUAUAAGAGGGCAUAAGAUAUCUGUGGCGAUAUCAGCCCCUCCGCCCAAACGCACAGCCGGUGCAACAACAAAUCCUUUGAAAAUGUUAGGCCUGGUCAGUAAGCGCAACAAAGUUUUCGAUCAGAAACCCAGAAUGUCGCUCAUACCAAUGUCGGUGCGAAAGAAUUUAACAAACAAGAGUACGGUGCCGACAACAACAACGUCAAAACCAUCCGAUGCCACUUUUGCUCCAACACCGGCACCCAAAAGUAAUGCAGAUUUUCGUAGAUUUCUAACGAAGUAAAUUUUGUGUAUUUUAACGUCGUCCUCAUCCUAAAUUUAUGUGUUUGAAAAUAUACUUAAUUUAUGUAAAUACCUUAUAUUUACACCAACAACAACAAUUAAUAAAAAUCCUAUAUAUUUUG
Molecule: messenger RNA, 3043 nt
Organism: Musca domestica (house fly)
Lineage: Eukaryota; Metazoa; Arthropoda; Insecta; Diptera; Muscidae
Gene: Rnp4F
Product: squamous cell carcinoma antigen recognized by T-cells 3
Exons: 10
Coding region: 106-2922 (938 amino acids)
Biological process (GO): RNA processing
Cellular component (GO): cytosol
Molecular function (GO): protein binding; mRNA binding
Source: RefSeq, a predicted model, not a curated record